AUGGUUUCUUCAAGUUUUAUAGCUGGCAUCUUUGCAUGCCUCGCCUUUGCUGGCAUUAACGCUGGACCAUGUCGCCCUAUUUCUUCUUCGGUCGAGUUUUCUUCUUCCACUGAGCUAUCGCCCGCUGCUACUACUACCGCUACGGCCACCGAGACUGGCGCGUCUGUUACCAUGACUGGAGACACAGAGACAACCGCAACCACUCUGUCAACGGAUACUACGACUACAGACACCGAGACUCCCACCACAGCUCCUCAACCCAACAACAAGCUUGAUGAGAUUCUUGUCCCUACAUUUGACGAGUGCCUCGCUGCGUGCGAUAGGAACCCCGCCUGUGUGGCAACAACCUACUUCGGGGACACAAGGAAGUGUACUCUGUUCUCCAGCACCAACACCAACCCCAAUGAGAAUUUGGGUCUCACAUUUGGCCAAUGCAUCGCUAAAUGCGAUGAUACUCCUGCCUGUCUGGGUGUUGACUACCUCGAAACGGCACAGAAGUGUACCUUACUCUUUACUAUUACAACUCCUCCUGAACCGGAAACGAACCCCAAUGAGCUGGUUGGCGUUACAUAUACCCAAUGUAUCGCUGCAUGCGAUGCCACUACCUCCUGUGUAGCUGUUAACUACCUUGCAGAGAUGCAGAAGUGUACUUUACUCUUUUCAAUUUUAUAA
Messenger RNA from Fusarium pseudograminearum CS3096, 672 nucleotides. RefSeq lists its product as uncharacterized. The coding region runs from base 1 to 672 and encodes 223 amino acids. The record is from RefSeq and is a predicted model, not a curated record. Lineage: Eukaryota; Fungi; Ascomycota; Sordariomycetes; Hypocreales; Nectriaceae. The transcript has a single exon.